Corvus hawaiiensis (hawaiian crow) is the source of this 1979-nucleotide messenger RNA. RefSeq lists its product as uncharacterized. Bases 1 to 1722 code for a protein of 573 amino acids. The transcript has 4 exons. The record is from RefSeq and is a predicted model, not a curated record. Lineage: Eukaryota; Metazoa; Chordata; Aves; Passeriformes; Corvidae. Gene Ontology annotation, molecular function: RNA stem-loop binding.
AUGGGACUCAAAUCCAGCAAAGAAAGCACGGUACUUUCUGCCCGGAAAUCUGUGUUAACGGUCACAGGAGCUAAUAUAUCCGAGGACGCUCUGUGUGAACUGUUACACUGGGCAGUAGAGCAUGAGUUCUCGGCAGAUCCUGACACUGCAUUUAGCCUACAAGCUUGGCAACAAUUAGGGGAUAAGUUAAUUCAUGAGGUCGUGUACGGAGACAAGAACGUAGUUGGUUUGGUCCCUAGCUGGGGUUCCCUAUUUGAUAUACCACAACGUUGGACAGUGGGAGGAGAAAGAAAAGAAUUACCCGGCUCUGAGGGCUCUGAGGGAGAAGGUUCUGAAGGGGACAAUGAGCUAUCAGAGGGUGGACAGACUCAGGACAGCACGGGCAGAGCAUCUCCAGCAUCAUCUCCGGCACCGCUGGAGCCUGAGAGAGUCGCGGAGACUGCUCAAAGAUCCUAUCCCUCACCACGUAACUAUGUGCCCCCUAUCUGUCCCUCUCCACGUGAGUUCCACUGCAGGACCCGUCAUUCCUACAGCCCCUCCAUUACCACAAGCAGGCACAGUAGCCGAGAUUCUACCACAGGGAGCUGCGCCGCUUCUUUCACCACAGCUGGGAGCGACGGGGAGCAUCAUUGCAGCGUCGGUCUCGCCACCACUCGCCCCUCCACAACCGGCCCUGGCAGCGCUGCUCAAAACGCCCGCGCCGCUUCCACCACAGCCGCGCUCAACAGCCGGCAUAAUGGCGCGGCCACUUGCCCAUACAGUGUACAGGUUUUCUUCCACAAAUGCGCCCACAGCGCCUGGCUCUCCUGUGCACGUGCUUGCAUCCGCGUAUCUUCCUGCGCAGGUGCAGACAGCCCAGCCACCAAUGGUGGACCUCUUGGCGCAGCAUCUUAUAGUUCUGCGGGAGGUAUCGCAGCAGCUGGCAGUACUGCCGGAGGUGUUGCUGCAGGUGACUGCUGCCCGACCCGUGCCAGGGCGACCCAGACCAGCGCGGCGGCGGCGACCGCGGAGGCGGCAGCAGCCCCGGAGGCGGUGGCAGAGGGCCCGGCAGCAGUGCCUGCACGGACAGUAGCACUGCCGCAAGUAGAUACAUCACUACCCUCCACGCAAGUGUCUACAGCCUCUGCCGCUCUGCCGUCCUCUGGCAGGGCGCCUGUACCCUGCCAGCCUUCUUCAUCCGCAUUGAAGCCAUCGGAAAUACCUUUGCCUGACGAUGCAAGCAGUGAUACAGAGGAAACACCUGCUCCACGGCAGAAAACUGAGGUGGCGGCCAGACGCCGGCAACCAGUAAGACGACUGUUCCAGAGCCGCCCUUGGACACUUCCAGAGUUUAACAAUGCCGAACCUGUGAAGAGGUAUCAAUGGAAGGUUCUUCCUCAGGGCGUGAAGAACAGCCCGACUGUCUGCCAAUGUCUUCAGGCGGAAGCACCUGCCCCGAGCGAAAGUCUGGGUACGGCAUCUACUCACAAGUGGGAAGGCCCAUGUAAGCUUAUUGCUUGGGGUCGUGGGUGUGCUUGCAUUUCCAGAGAUACUGGGGUACGGUGGCUACCUGCAAGAUGUAUUCACCCUGACCAGCGACACCAGAAGCAGAAUGGGGCCAACAGGCAACCUCCAAAUGAUGACCAGACAAAUGCAGAUCAUCAUCGAAUGAUCCUUCGAAUGAUGACCAAGAUGUCGAUCAUCAGUCGGAUGGUCCUUCUACAAGCAGAGAAUGAACUUUAAGUUUUCUGUUUGUUAUGGAGUCAGAAUGUUAAAGCCCUUAAGGCUAUUUAGAAUUAAUAACUGAUGUAGAAUUGCGUUUGUUAGAUGUAUCUCCCAUGGCACUGCUAGAGAAUCUCUCUGCCCACUUUAAAUCAGUAUCUGAUUUGGAUUCAGUUUGGUAACAGCCAUUACCAAACAGAUCCCUUAUGCUGUGUUUGUUCUCCUUGCUGCAAGGGAUCCCACAGAGGAUUACAAACGCUAACUUUUUGGUCUUAAAA